AUGCAGGUUCCAUGUUUUGCAAUAACAUCUACCACAUUAAUGGCUAGACUUUCGCUUGGAUCACAGCAUUUUCAAACAGGAGGGAGGCGUAGUACCCUUGUGACUGAGAGUGCUACUCGCGCUGCCAAUUUGAGUAUCAGUUCGGCGGAGUCCGACGUUGAUUCUCACGAACAUGAGAGUGUUCAAACAGAGAUGGAGCACAAACCCGCGGAAGCAGAAUCCAACCUCGAGAUAGUAGAGCUGAGUUCAACAAAGCUUAUAAAUGAGACAGAAACAAAGUAUUCUCGGAUCGAAACCGAAAUAGCCGAUUUGAUCAGGACAAACAAGGAUCUCCUACGAGAAAACUCAAAGUUGAAGGAGGAGAACGGCGUUCUUCGAAGUAUGCUUGAAGAACAGAAAGCGAAUGUUGAGACAAUUGUCAAUUCAGAUUUUGCCAACGAGCUCGAAUCCACAGUCAUGAGCAGUUUCGCAAAGAUAUUAGACGAGAUUCUGAAAUUAAAAAAGCUGAGUGUAGAACAUGCGCCCCCUAAACCAAUAGAUAGAGUAAGUUCACCACAGAAGAAAGAACAGGCUAUCGUGGAAGUAAAAAGGGAAGCCCCCGGGCUCUUUCCUCCGUUUAAAGACAAAGUAGAGGAACGCCAAGAUAACAAGAGGCCCGCGGAUAACGAAUAUCCAGAGCUUACGUUUUUCCAGCCGAUAAACAGGAGACCAAAUGCGAGGAAGAAUGACAGUUUGUUCUCAGUCCACCGUAACAUGCCUGCUUCCCACUUGACCAUUGCUGAAACAGACGUUGCGAAAGAUACAGCAAACCCAUUCGAAACAAAUGGAGAAAACCAACAUGAAAAUAAUACUCCAACUAUUUCUUUCACUGAUAAGCUCAAAUUAAACAGGGACGAUGAAGUUGUGAGUUCUACUCCUCGCAAAAGACCAAAGAAGAAUGUACUUCUUGAUUUCUAUGGCGAUGAAAUUAUUCUCAAGAAGAAAAAACACACAGAUGCUAAUGUAGCAUAUGACAAUGGCAAUACAAGGCUGUACCCAGAUAAGGAUAUAGCUUCUGAAGGUCGUCUCAAGGACAGUUCCAACGGAAAUGGGCACCGCAGAGCUCUUUCUAACAUCACAAAUAAGAAGAAGGUCGCAAACGAGAAGCUUAAGCUAAUACCGGCUGUCGAGAGCAACUUCUUUGACUAUGUUGACGAGAACAUUUUAACGGAACAAACACAAAAGGCCGUUAAGCAAGUCAAAGACAUAUAUGACUAG
Australozyma saopauloensis is the source of this 1257-nucleotide messenger RNA. RefSeq lists its product as uncharacterized. NCBI's taxonomy places the organism in Eukaryota, Fungi, Ascomycota, Pichiomycetes, Serinales, Metschnikowiaceae. The transcript has a single exon. The coding region runs from base 1 to 1257 and encodes 418 amino acids. The record is from RefSeq and is a predicted model, not a curated record.